AUGGCAACUGUCGUUGACAGCACCGCUCACUUUGAUGCUCGGCUGCUGGAGAGUGGGAUAUCACAGACAGUGCUGGACGCCAUUAAGGCAAGUGGAGUGGAUACUCUUAGUCGAUUAGCAUUUGCAGUAGGCCAGCCAAAUCAACCAUUGGCCAAUGACGACAUCACAGGAUUCCUGCAGACAGCCCUAGGAAGGGCCCCAUCGUUGUUGGAGACCUCGACGGUCAAGAGAUUAGCAUUCGAAGCACAGACGUUCUUGGUGGCGUCCUUACGCCAGAGCAUUGAGCAGACAGACGACUCGGUUCCCCGGAACGAGAGAGCUUCGAGGAUGCAGGCAAUAAAGACGGCUUUGUUAGGUGUGAACAUCUCAGGAGAGCUUGAGCCAUCGCAUCUGCUUUUGGACAAGGCUUGUUCCAUGUAUGAAAAGAACAUCGUGGUGUACUUGGAGCCGAGCACAUGUGUCAGCAGGACUUUGGAAGUGCAAGGUGCAAAGCAAAGUCGUGAACUGAGCUUGGAAAAAGGAUCCUUGGUUCUUAGAAAUCAGGACCAGUUGACUGGUGCAACUGACAGUGAGAUCAAGCUUCACAAUGCCCUUGUCCGACGUGGCAUCGCUCUUCAAUUCGCCAAGCUGAUGUCGCAUGCUCAACACUCAGAAUGGGCAACAUUCUUGUUCGAGGCCCUGCACCGUGAUGCGCCACCUGGAUACAGCCGACCGAGUGUGGCACAACUGCUGCAAUGUGAUAGAGCGGCCUGGGCAAGAUUAGGCAGUACAGUGAACAGCAUUAGGCAGGACCAGCUUGGAGGUUAUCCAUUAGGUGUUGCUCUUUUGGCUUUGAGAUCCGAUCCAUACAUUACUUUGUUUUUGGCACCCUUAGCAAGACAUGGGUCGACGCAGAGUGAUUCGAGCCGACGCAAUACUGGACCCUACGAGUCGACUUGGCAUGAUCGCAUUUCGAAAGGAAAGGGAAAAGGCAAAAAGGGUUCAGGCAAGGGUGGGAAAAGCAAUCCACCUAUGCCACGUGAUCUUCAUGGGAAAUGGCACAAGACGCCAAAAGGAGACCCAAUUUGUUUUGGGUACAAUACCACACAAGGCUGUCCAGAGAAGAACGUGAAAGCUGGCGAAAAGUGUCGCCGAGGGCUGCAUGUCUGUGCCGAGCCGAAAUGCCAACAGCCUCACCCGCUGCAUGAGCAUGGGCGGUGA
Messenger RNA from Durusdinium trenchii, 1200 nucleotides. Lineage: Eukaryota; Dinophyceae; Suessiales; Symbiodiniaceae. The record is from the annotation of a GenBank genome assembly.